Molecule: messenger RNA, 2350 nt
Organism: Epinephelus moara (kelp grouper)
Lineage: Eukaryota; Metazoa; Chordata; Actinopteri; Perciformes; Serranidae
Product: profilin-2-like
Exons: 3
Coding region: 217-636 (139 amino acids)
Biological process (GO): regulation of actin filament polymerization; positive regulation of actin filament bundle assembly; actin cytoskeleton organization
Cellular component (GO): cytoplasm
Molecular function (GO): actin binding
Source: RefSeq, a predicted model, not a curated record
CUCAUUGUGCGGAGUGAUCUGAUACGGACUACACCCAGCCGCUGCCUCACUGCCCUGGCUUUCUUUGCUGCCCCAGCCUUGACGUUGGUGAACGUCGAAGUGCGGGUUAGAUUGGAGACUCUAAAUUCGCCUGUAGGGUUUUUCUCCACAUUUGGCUGUCUCCUGCUCGGCAACCCGAAGCUGUAGGGAUUUUUAUAUAGCACCAGUUUCUUGAAUAUGUCUUGGCAAAGCUACGUGGAAAACCUGAUGGCCGAUGGCAGCUGUCAGGAUAGCGCCAUUGUUGGAUAUACGGACGCCAAAUAUGUUUGGGCAGCACAUGCCGGUGGUACUUUCAACAAUAUCACGUCUCAAGAAAUUGACGUCCUUAUCGGCAAGGACAGGGAGACCUUUUACACCAACGGUCUCACCCUGGGCUCAAAGAAGUGUUCUGUCCUCAGAGACAGCCUCCAUGAUGACGGGGACUGGACAAUGGACAUCAGGACAAAGAGCUCAGGAGGCGAACCUACAUACAAUGUCUCUGUGGGAAGAGCUGGAAAAGUUUUGGUUCUUGUAAUGGGCAAAGAAGGGGUCCAUGGAGGCGGAUUGAAUAAGAAGGCUUACUCGAUGGCAAAAUACUUGAGGGAUUCAGGGUUUUAAUGUUUUCAAGCUCACUUAGAUAAAAUUGAGGGACAAAAAGAAGAGAAAAGAAAUAUUGCUGUUAAGAUUUCUCCUGCAAGCAGUCAAAAAUGUCUCGGAAACUUUUAAUAGCAAUGAAGAGUGGUAAGAUACUGUGUCACCUUUGUCCCCCCCUUCGUCCUGUAGGGGGGAGACUCUUCAAUUUUGUUCAUUUCUCUUUUUUUCCUUGUGUGCUCCAGUAUUGGUUUUAGUCAUGGGAAAGGAGGCGGUCCAUGGUGGAAAUCUUAACAAGAAAGCACAUGGAAUGGCUGAGUACCUGAGGAAGUCUGGAUAUUAAGAAACCUCUCCACCCAUCCAUCAACUUAGCAGCUCACUCCCUCCCAACCGCAUUGUGUUGACACUACUACUUCCAGGAUUAGAUGGCAUACGAUGUUACUUCCUCCCCAGUCUACUUUUAUAAACAGCCUUCUGUUUGCUUAUCUCCUUCCACACUCCCUUUUUUUUAUAUAAACCCUCCCCACUUUAACAUUGUACUUCUCAUGUUUUUGGCACUACAGUAAUGGCAUGUUCAUUAAAAUGUUUAUUAACCAAAAGAUUGUGCAAAAAUAAAAGUGUAAACAAAAAAAAAUUGGACUCGCCUUGUUUAACAUUCACUUAGCAACUGGCUAAUAUUCCAAGGGGAAGUACACAUGUAAUGGUGGUGAUAGUUUGCAUAGUUUUGCUUUUUGAGCAUUACUAAAGAUGCCAGUUUUUGUUUCUUUAGCAUGUGGGCAUUUAAAAGUUGCAUGCAUACCCUCUUUAGCAUACAGAUCCCAGCCCUGUCCUCUCUCUGUCCCAGCAUAAUAUUCCAGCCAAAACCAUCUUCUCUUCUGCCUCCAUCUUUCAAGCCUCCAUUAAAGAAAAGACGAAUUUCCUCUGACAAAAGUCCUGUAUGUGUGUACCACCCUCAAGCACAACGUCCUCUACCCUCCAUCACAUGCUUUUGCUGUUGUACCUGAAUGUGGUCUUAAAAGUUAAUGAUGUGGUGUUGGGCUAUUGUUUGAGUUGUAGUGUAAGGUCAGCAUUGCUGAGGUCUCAAAGAUAUCGUCAUGAUAACGUCACCACGUCCUGGAGUCUCAGUGGACAUUCCACCUCUGUGACAGUCAGUCGGCUUCUGCCAUUUGUAAAUUUUUCUGUAAAUCACAACACACGCCUGUUAUGUGGAGUUCUUUCCCCCCCGCCCCGCCCCGUCCCCUUUGGACCAACUGUCAGUAUAAAGAGGAUUAUCAGAAUGACUUCAGUUUAUUCUGAUGGAUGAUUGUUGGCAUCACCUGUUGACUGUAAAUCAUUAAGACGACUUCAGAUGACUGUAAAACAUUUAACUGCUUCCUUAGAGUUUGGCACUACUUAAACUUUUCAUCACUAAUUGAUUUGUCGCUAAUUUCAUGUCCAUUAACCAAUGAAACGGCAAUGUCAUUUUACUACAGUAUGAAUGCAUUUUGACUGUACACCGAGGCUGUUGGGCUCCGACGCCUCGGAAAUUAUUUGCCUUGUGCUUUAGUCAUCAAAGGUGUAUUCACAAAUUGUCAUAGUACGGUACUUAGAAGUAUAUUUAAAAAAAAAAAAAAAAAACGAUGCUGUGUACACUAAACAUAUUGAAAAUGGUGUUGGUUGGAAUAAGAACAUUUGUAAGUUGUCUUGUGAAAAUUUUCUGAGAAUAACUGUGUACUCUGUGCCAUAAAAUCGAUCUGAUCUG